Molecule: messenger RNA, 1225 nt
Organism: Culex quinquefasciatus (southern house mosquito)
Lineage: Eukaryota; Metazoa; Arthropoda; Insecta; Diptera; Culicidae
Product: trypsin 3A1
Exons: 5
Coding region: 180-1055 (291 amino acids)
Biological process (GO): proteolysis
Molecular function (GO): serine-type endopeptidase activity
Source: RefSeq, a predicted model, not a curated record
AUCAGUGUCUUGUCACUGUUUGCCCGCCAACGACGACGCCAAGGCACGACACGCGGUUCGACACGGCGCGAUCUCGUACAGUUAUUUUGAGUGCGAUCGUCAACAAAUUCGGUGCGCGGCGCGCAUUUUCGUGAGAAAAAAAGUAUCCCUUAGAAUAUCCGUCUAGAACUUCCGGCAGAAUGCAGUCUUCAACGGUGGUGGUGGCCAGUUUGCUCUGGUUGGUGCAGCUCGCGGUGGCAGUUCCGGCCAACAAAAGUUUGGACAGCUCGUCGUGCAAUUGUGUUUGUGGCGUCAACGGUCGAUCAAACCGAAUCGUCGGAGGUGCGGAGACGGUAGCCCACGAGUUCCCCUGGCUUGCCGGGCUGUUCCGCCAAGGAAAGCUGUACUGCGGCGCGUCUGUCCUGACCAAAAACUACCUCGUGACGGCAGCACACUGUGUCAACUCGUUCGAACCCAGCGAAAUUCGGGUAUACCUCGGAGGUCACAACAUUGCAAAAGAUUUCACGGAACUUCGACGAGUUAAGCGAAUAAUCGAUCACGAGGGAUUCGACAUCUUCACUUUCAACAACGAUAUCGCCCUGCUAGAGCUAGACAAACCACUGCGCUACGGACCGACGAUCCAACCGGCCUGUCUGCCGAACGGAAAUGAACGCGACUUUACCGGAAUGCUGGGAAUCGUUGCCGGCUGGGGACGAAUUGAGGAGAAGCGUCCUCCGUCUAAGACGCUGCGAUCGGUCGUCGUUCCCAUUUGGUCCCAGGAGCAGUGCCUGGAAGCCGGUUACGGCAGCAAAAAGAUCUCUGAGAACAUGAUGUGCGCCGGAUAUCACGACGGAAAGAAGGAUGCUUGCCAGGGUGAUAGCGGUGGCCCGAUGCACAAGAUGGGCAGCGAGGGCAGCAUGGAGGUCAUCGGAGUGGUGUCGUGGGGUCGCGGUUGUGCCCGGCCGAACCUGCCCGGAAUCUACACCCGCAUCGUCAACUACUUGCCGUGGAUACACGAGAAGCUGCAGGGAGAGUGUCUGUGCGUGCCGAAGGAUGUUGCCGCGCGGAACGUAUGAACGUGAUCUCAAGGGGAAAAAAAGGUGCAACGAUUGAAGGAACUAUUUAUUUAAUUUAUUCUAGUCAGAAAGUGUAGGGUUAAGUGAUUUUAGAUGUGUAAGUUGAAAAUUUGAGCUAGUUUUGUUACCAAAAAAUUGAUCCUGUGUUUUAAGAUUAGAAAUAAACAUUA